AUGUUGGGAGGAGUUAGUAAAGAGAAGUACGAGGAGUUGAAAAUAAUGUUGAACAAGAAGGAUGAGGAGCUGGAGAAGGUAACUACUGAAAUGGAAAACGAGAUGCGAAAAUUGAGGGAGGAAAAGGACCAUGAAGAGCUACAAAAGCUAAGAGAAAAGAUGGAAGAGACGAUUGGAAAGAAAGACAAUGAGCUGCAAAAGAUGAAAAAGCAAAAGGAUGAGGAGAUGCGGCUGAAACCAACGACCAAAUGGGUGAGCAGAGAGAAAUAUGAGGAGGUGAAAAGGAUCGUGAGAGAGCAGGAUGAGGAGUUAGAGAAGCUGCGGAAGGAGAUGGAAGAAGAGCUACAAAAAUUGAGGGAUGAAAAGGAAUGGGAGAUACAAAAGCUAAAAGACGAGAUGUAUGAUGCAUGCUUUUGUCCCUUGGUGGCACGCUGUGAGCGCCUUAACUGGGGAACCUCCCCUGGCGCCUCUAAGUGGGAAUCAAGAGUGGUGUUCUCGGCCUCCUCCUCAAGCAAAAGAUCAAGAUUAUGUGAGGACCCUCCUUCCAUGGAGGAAGCAAAAGGGCCAGCCGCAGACGUCUCCAGGUGGGCGGAUGAGCUGGACGAAGACAAGGAAGUGGAUGGGCUGGCCGAGGAGAGUGGGUCGUCGAGAUGGAGGGAGGCCGUGUCAGGAGGAUCGGAAGGCCCAGUCGGAGAAACAGCCUCUGGGAAUGAAGGC
Linum tenue is the source of this 717-nucleotide messenger RNA. Lineage: Eukaryota; Viridiplantae; Streptophyta; Magnoliopsida; Malpighiales; Linaceae. The record is from the annotation of a GenBank genome assembly.